Messenger RNA from Verruconis gallopava, 1625 nucleotides. RefSeq lists its product as uncharacterized. The record is from RefSeq and is a predicted model, not a curated record. The transcript has 2 exons. Lineage: Eukaryota; Fungi; Ascomycota; Dothideomycetes; Venturiales; Sympoventuriaceae. The coding region runs from base 948 to 1406 and encodes 152 amino acids.
UUUUUGGUUACACAAGUCAAUGUCUCCUCUCGACAUCACAUCUUUUCAAAAGUAAAUGCACGCACGCUUGUGCCCCUUUGCCGCAUCUUUCUUGCUGCACACCGCCAAACAUCCCAGUGGUGCCCUUUGGGUUGCUCAGCGCUUUUCACAUCGCGUAACCGAACUUUGAGGUGACUGGAACUUUUCUAAUCUGUUUUGCACCUGGGAAAGAGUGUAUUACAAUGUGUUGGAUGGACUGGCUCCAACUGGCCUCUGAAGGCUUCUAAGUUGCGUAUCUCAUCGAACGCGCUUUCUUCUCGCCAUAUACUAAUUCUUCUGCGGGAGGAACACCGUACAACUGCCCGAGUCCAGAUUUCAGCAAAAGCUUUUGCCUUAUUUCAAGUUGAUCGGCGAUGGCCGCCAUGUCCCAUUCGAAAAACAAGACUUAGAUACUAGCGGGAGAUGCAACGGCCGAUGUGUCUAACGCCACACAGAGUCCGAAUGUAGCUUCUGGCGCUCGCACAUUCUGCCAGCUUCAGGAGGUCCAGACCGAGGCACUAUGGACUGUGACUGACGGAGAUCUGGCGGAGGUGAUAUUUCCCAAUAAUAUUGAAGAAGUGCAGCCUGGCGCACUUAAUCAUAUGGUAACGUGCACGGCUGCUCUUGCAGAUAUCUUCCUUUACAUCUUACGAAAUCGAAUCAUAGUCCAAAAACCGGUAUUACCCUAGCUGUCGGGUAAGUGAUCGACACGGACAAUUGAGGAGUGACUAGGUACUAGAUGAUCUCCAGCCAGCCACUUUCAUUUACCUGUCACUGCAUUGCCGCGAUUUUUCAUGAGCGUAAUGCACAUGAUAUGAACGAUCAUUUGUCAGAUAGAUGUUGCUGUUGCGAUUUAUCACAAUUCCAAGGCCAUGUUCAAGGCAGCAGAGUGGUCAGCAUGCAUCAAGUAGACGAUCUAGGGCACUUCCAUGACCACGCAAGAGACUUUCCAUACUCCUCAAAUCGUUAAGCUGGCGACUAUAAGAAGGCGACCUUCCCUUUCUCCAUUCCAACUCAUCAACUCAUCAAUUACGCUGAUCACAAAGCCAAAGUCACAGUUCUUUAACAAACCCUCACAUCCUCUCAAACAUAACAUAAGGAAAAACAUCAUGGUUGCUAUUAGCAAGAUUGUUUCUGGCUUCGCAGUGCUCGGCGCAACUGCCUUUGCUCAGCCUGUUGAGACCGCGGAACGCCGUCAGUUGACAUGCCUUCUCAACCCGACUGUGGUCGACGCUGUUACUUGCGUUCUCAAUGCUCUUCCGCAGCUCAGCACUAAUCCUACUGCAAUCACGAGCUGCGUCACGGGACUGGCUACAGAUGCUCUGAACUGCGUUGUUGGUAUCCUUGGCAGCAUUCCAGGUCUGCCAACUCUUCCUCCUCCAUUGUGAUUGACAAAUCAUGUUUUUCCGGAAGCCAGCGGGGGGAAGUGGCCCAAAUUUUGGCCGGAGAGUCUGGACGCUAGACUAGGCUUUCUUCAGAGGCGGAUGUGAGUUGAACCAAAGGGGAGAUCGGGAUUGACACUCGUUCAGAGAGGGAAAUAAAGGCGAACAGAUGAAAUGUAUGCAGCGUGAAAUCACGUCCAGUCCUUCGACAUGCAAAGAAUCAUG